GGGCCGAGUUGAGCGCUCUUCGGAGUCCUACUUCCGUGAAGGAUUUGAUUGCCAUGGCGGAGGAUCAGCCUGUUUGUAGCUUCCUCUUCAAAAAGCGUCGCUCCGCGCCCGGAAGGGCUCAACGUAAAAGGCCGAGCAGCGACCAGGAUGCCGGUAGCAGCAGUGAUGAAGGCAGCACUGUAGUCAGGAAGGAGAGACGAAAGGAAGUUUCCAACCCCAUGAUUCAGAAGACGAAGAAAAGUAUGAAAACAAAGACUUCCUAUGGGUCAAGCAGUAGUGAUGAUGAUAACAAACCUGAAGGAAUUGGAAUUGCAUAUAAAUCAACACGAUCUGCGAAACCUGUGGGUCCAGAGGACAUGGGUGCAACAGCUGUAUAUGAAUUGGACACAGAGAAGGACAAAGAUGCCCAAGCCAUUUUUGAACGCAGCCAGCAAAUCCAGAAGGAACUUCAAGGAAAGGAAGACGAUAAGAUUUAUCGAGGAAUUAAUAAUUAUCAAAAGUACGUAAAACCAAAAGAUACAUCCAUGGGAAAUGCUUCUUCAGGCAUGGUAAGGAAGGGACCAAUCCGAGCCCCAGAACAUCUCAGGGCCACUGUGAGGUGGGAUUACCAGCCUGAUAUAUGUAAAGACUACAAGGAAACUGGAUUUUGUGGCUUUGGAGAUAGCUGCAAAUUUCUGCAUGACCGAUCAGAUUAUAAACAUGGGUGGCAAAUUGAGCGGGAACUGGAUGAGGGACGCUAUGGACUUAAUGAUGAUGAAAAUUAUGAAGUAAGUAGUGAUGAAGAUGAACUGCCUUUCAAGUGUUUUAUUUGCAGAAGCUCCUUCAAGAAUCCUGUGGUAACCAAGUGUAAACAUUACUUUUGUGAAAACUGUGCCCUACAACAUUAUCGCAAGUCUCAGCGAUGUUAUGUUUGUGACAAACAGACUAAUGGUGUCUUCAAUCCAGCCAAAGAAUUGUUAACAAAACUGGAAAAGCAUAAGGCUGAAGAAAGUCCCCUUGAAGAUGCUGGAGAGCAAGAUUAGCAUUUUUUAAUCAUUUUCAUGCCUUACAUCGUCCAGAGAAAUAAUUUGAUUGCAGAAUAAAUAAUUUAUAGAAAAACA
Pantherophis guttatus is the source of this 1100-nucleotide messenger RNA. It is a transcript of the gene RNF113A, whose product is annotated as ring finger protein 113A. The record is from RefSeq and is a predicted model, not a curated record. Gene Ontology annotation, biological process: snoRNA splicing. Gene Ontology annotation, molecular function: metal ion binding. Gene Ontology annotation, cellular component: U2-type spliceosomal complex. NCBI's taxonomy places the organism in Eukaryota, Metazoa, Chordata, Lepidosauria, Squamata, Colubridae.